AUGUCAUCAGGAUCAUGCAGAAGCUUAGGUUUAAGAAACGGCCUCCAAAGAUACCUUUCAAGAAACAAUCCACAGAAUGUGAGAUUCCCUAUUCCAAGACAGCAAACUUCAUACACUUUUGCAAAAGUUGCUGAAUAUAUCGAGAAAGAUUUGAACAAAGCUGAAAUUCUCUAUAGAAGAGCUAUAGAAAACGGAGAAAGGCCAGAAUCAGCACUCAAAGAUUUAGCAGGAGUUCUCCAUCAGCAAGGCAAAACAAAGGAUUAGGAUUAUUAAAAGUUAGGCGCUAGCCAUAUUGAUGACGCAUGACCAAAUAUCUCCCGUACGGGAGGUUCUACCACUUUUUGACUUCAGCCCAGAGGGUCUAUCCCUCUUACGAGUGCCCUUCUGGUGCCUUCUAUCUCCUCCUUACCAUGGGCCCUCGGAUCCAAAGGACGUUGUGAACACCUCCAUUUCCAACCACAGGAAAGCAGCCGAACCUAUCCAGAUACACACCUCUGGAGCCUGCACUUGAUUCUCGGCUCGGAGUAUAUUCCAGUUCGCCGUAGCUAUAAGGUCUGGACUGCUGCGCCAACAGGGCAGGUUGACAAGUGUCGCCAUUUUAAUGUAUAUAGGCAAAACAAAGGAAGCCUGCGACUUGUUGCAAAGUCACAAACAUCUGUUCGUAUCAGAUCAAGCUAGAUAUGAAAAUUUGUUGAGAAACCUUCAAAAGCAAAUAUUCCCUUCCCAAAAUACAUUCAAUAAAGCGGUCAAAAUUUCUGGGCUUGGGGUUAUGUCAGAUGAACUUACAGUCCGCGGAAUGUUCCAGAAACCUUCAAGAAUCCUUCAUAUAGAAAUCAAUUCAGAUCCAGAUUCAUCUGGAAAGAGUAAAUUCGCAAUAGUCAGAUUUGCAAGCCAUUCAGCUGCGAGGAAAACAUUAGAAGGACUAAUAGACAUGACCAGAUAUAAACUCGAGUGGGUUUCAGUUAAUGGGGAAAUCACAGGCGAAGUUAUUUUUGAUAAGACAGCUACAGCUGGCAAUAUUAUCAAAAGUUCUCCUCAAAAAAAGAAUCCUGAGCCAGUUUAAAAAUAGAUAAAUAAAAUGGUGAAGUUGAGAGAAAUUGGUUUCUGAGGCGCACUCCCUAUGGAGCAGGUAUGGCUAAUCCUAAUAAAGCUGAAAGCAGAGCCUCUGUCCCUUUUGAAAUCUCUCCUGAAGGUUUUUCUGUCCCUGACAGAUGAGAUUUUCCCAUGUUGGGAUAAUCGGGGGACUCUACAGUUGUGGCUCUGCCCUAGGGAGUCGAUACCUUGAAUAGAUACUUCAGAUCGGAAAUUCAAAAUGAUAGCCCUUUCAUUUCCCUAUUUUGCUCCUUUGGACGAUAUAUGCUGCUAUUUUGGAGCCAAGUCGAGGCAAAGGCUAGUGGACUUGCCUGCUUAUGGCCAGUUUAACCUUUUUAUUGAAUUUAAGCCAGUUUAUUAUUCUUAUUUCGCAGAUAAGCCAUACCAGCCAUUUGAUGAUAUUGUUGAUGAAUUGCUUGAAAAUUCACUUUUUACCUAUUUGGCAAAGCCAUCUUUUUAG
This is a messenger RNA of Blepharisma stoltei, 1552 nucleotides long. The record is from the annotation of a GenBank genome assembly. Lineage: Eukaryota; Ciliophora; Heterotrichea; Heterotrichida; Blepharismidae.